CCCCUUCUUCUACCUCUUCUGGGCCCCCCGGUUCUCAGUUCUCGAUCCAAAAAUCAUAAGCCGAGCCAUGCAGAACUCAGAUCUCGCCCUCUGAGUGGAGCGUCGUAGCAGUCCGCCGCCGUCGGCCAGGGGGCCGGCGCGGGCGUCCCCGCGUCUCGUCUAUGGCGUCGCCCUCUUCGGCCGCCGCGGCGGCGGCGGCGUGCCCGCGCGGGGGCAGAGGCGGGAUCUCCGCCCUCCGCCGUGACCCCUCCAAGCGCCGGCGCCGCGCUGACGAGGAUGGCACGCCGCUCACCGACGAGCUCCUCCUCGUCAUCUUCGCCCGCGUCCCCGACCUCGCCGACCUCGUCCGCUGCGCAGCCACAUGCCGCCGCUGGCGCCGCCUGGUGUCCCUCUGCCGCACACCUCGGCGGCCGCCCGGCAGGUUCAUCGCACAACUAGCCCUCGGCUUCUUCAACCAACAGGAGGACAGGCCACGGUUCAUGCCAACAGCUUUAGCGUCGCGCCGCUUCCUCGGCCUCCUCCAGCAGCCACUGUCCCUGAGCAUGCUAGUCGAUGACAGGCUGUUUGAUGGCUUUUCGCACAUAGUGGCCUCCAGGAACGGCCUUCUUGUCAUCGAACUCCAUAGUGGAAAUAAUGACAGGGCACUCAAGCUCUGCGUCUGCAACCCCAUGGCAGGCGUAGUGCAUGUCUUGCCGCACCUCGGAGGCAAGGAUGGCCUUGGCGACUACGCUUGUACGGUGCUCACUGCAGAUGAUCGUGAUGACAAGACAAUCGAUCCACCACAGUCCUCCUUGUACUUCUGCCUGGUAAUGCUGUACACCCAAUGUGACUUCACCGCAUUCCGGAGCUACUCGUCCGAAGAAGGCAGCUGGAGCGAAGAGGCAAAGUUGACUAACGCGAGACUAGGAAGGAAGCAGAUGGGUUUCGGUUUGACUGUUGACGGUUUCACUCAUGGUGUUGUGGGCCGUGGUGGCAGGCUAGUGUAUUGGCUGUCCAACAACAUGGUGUUCGUGCUGUGCCUUGAAAAGCUGCAGUUACAGAUGGUAAUAAACAUGCCUCAGUCCGGAAAAGGCCGGAAUUUUGAUAUGUUAAACACCUUGUCUGGCUUGUCGCCAAACGGCAUGCUCUGUGCCAUCCAGCUCAGCCGCACCCCGCAUGUCCCCGUACGCGUAAUCACCUGCACUGACCAUGAUUGGUGGGGUACGGAGGAGUUGAUUCAGGUAGAACAAUACUUGCCAGCAGAUGUGGGUAAUGUUAGGCUGCGGUGGUUCUGCGAGAAGAGUGGGGCCGUGUUCUUCUCAACCUUCUGUCGCAGUGACUCCUUGAGGAGUGACAUGUAUGUUCUGAACCUCAAGACCCGGGUGGUUGAUAAGCUGGUGAGCGAUGACAGGAUCAGCAAUCCUUGGGCUGUAUGUUCACGGGUACGAAAUGGAUCAGACAGCAUACCUGGCAUCCCUUGCUGAGCCAGAGGCCAUGGAGGAUAUGUGAUGAUUGCUUUUCUGCCGAGGGUGCAAAGAAGUUUGCGAGAGGUUGAGUUAUUGGUUACCAAAACUCCAGGAGGGACUACAAACUCUGUCAAUACUCACCUAGUAUAUGUGUAGUAUUGCUUUGGUGUCUGGUUGUUAUCUUCCUAGUUCCUGCAAUGUUGGUCGGUAAUGGUGACUGUCUUUAGUUGGAUGUUGGUGGAGCUAGUGUCAGCUGUUGCUGUUCUCUUAGUUGGACUGGAGAGUAGGGUUGGAGUUAGUUGUAACGGGUCAUGUUUGUCGUAUAAUGUGAGAUUGCCGGUCCCUUCUGAUUAUCCGAACUAUGCUUGUAAGCUGGUAACCUGAUGCUUGUUAGUGCUAUAAAUUAUGUUGAAUCUAUAUCCCCUGGUGUUUGUCGAAACAUUUCAUUUCUUGCAUUGGUGAAUUAUUGAUUUA
This is a messenger RNA of Panicum virgatum (switchgrass), 1919 nucleotides long. RefSeq lists its product as uncharacterized. Bases 162 to 1463 code for a protein of 433 amino acids. The transcript is spliced from 2 exons. The record is from RefSeq and is a predicted model, not a curated record. NCBI's taxonomy places the organism in Eukaryota, Viridiplantae, Streptophyta, Magnoliopsida, Poales, Poaceae. Gene Ontology annotation, molecular function: protein binding.